AUGGAAAAGAUUGUAGAAAAGUCUGGUUCUGUAAAAUUUCCUGAGAAAAAAAGAUCUUUUGAUCUUCAAAGGCUGUCCAAUUCUAGGAACUCUGAAGAGGAACAAAAUGGAGCAAAGACUUCCAAAGUGUGUGACCUUCAAGAUGGAAAGAAGAAAAAGAACAGGAAGAAUAGAAAAAGCUCAUCUCUGAGUAGUUUUGAGUCGGAAGCUAAGAAGAGCAGGAAAGAUUGUGGUAAUAGGGUGAUGGUGGGAUCAGGAUCAAGUGGAAAAACGACAACUGACAGUGAGUUUGAGGCUAAAAAGAGUACAGAACAUUGCGGUGAUAGCUUGACAGUGGGGUCAGGAUCACGUGGAAAAUUAACAAGUGGCAGUACGGAGUUUGACGGCUUGUCUCUUACUCCGCGUGAAAAUGAGAAUGUUUUUAGUUUCCCGAAGCAUCCGCAGAGUUCAGUGGGGCCGAAGUUUAAAAGCGAUCGGUUUUCCAAGCUGUCAGAAGUUUCUAAUUCUGUUGAUUUGGGAUCGGGAUCAAUUGGAAGAUUGACUACUGACAGUAAGUCUGAGGCUAAAAAGAGUACGGAAGAUUGCGGUAUUAGCGUGAAAGUGGGGUCGGGAUCAAGUGGAAAAUUGACAAGUGGCAGUAAGAAGUUUGACGGAUUGUCUCGUACUUCACGUGAAAAUGAAUACGUUUUUAGAUUCCCAAAGCAUCCAAGGAGUUCGACGGGGCCGAAGAAGUUUAGAAGCGAUUCGGUUUUCAAGCUGUCAGGACUUUCUGAUUUUGUUGGUCCGGUUGUAAAAAUUAAAGAUAAAGUUAAGAAAGUCAAGGAUGAUGGCAAUCUGGAUGACCAAUUAGUUAAUUUAGUUAAAAGUUCUGCAUAUAAGGUUGAUAGUUCAAAAGGAAAGCAGAAAACAGUCUUUGAUAAAGUUAAGAGAAGUAGGAACGGUGGUGCGAGUUCAGCUCAGCAUGCUAAUCAAGAAAAUGAUCUAUUCAUUGUAAAUAAUGUUGAUACAUCUUCAAAAAUGCAACAGACCAAUAAUAGGAAGAGGAAGAAUUUGGCUGCUCGUGGCGGUGGCAGUGGAUCUAAUACAAAAAGGGCUGAGCCUUCAGCUGUUAGUUCAGUCUCAGGCAGCAUCUUUAUUGAUUUCAAAGAGGAUAAUGAUUAUGAUGAAGAGAGCCUUGAACAGAAUGCUGCGAUGAUGCUCUCAUCGCGAUUUGAUCCAAGUUGCACUGGGUGCCCUUCCAAUAAGAAACCUAUUGUGUCACAGUCCACUAAUGGGUUCUCUUCUGUGGACUACUCUGCCAGGGAUUUGUUUAAUCAAAAAUCUAACUCAUCUACUCACUUGGAGUCUGCGUCAGCUAAUCCUGAGAGCGGAGUGCUUGGACAAAAGAAAGACCACAAAGGGAAGAAAAAUUUGAGGAAACGCCGCCAUUUUUAUGAAAUUCUUCCCAAGGGAUUGGAUGCCUACUGGGUUUUGAAACGUAAGAUUAAAGUUCUCAGGCCUUUGGAUGAGGAUUGGCAUCCUGGCGUUGUGAAUAACUAUAACCCAGUACGAAGACUUCAUUUUGUGAAGUAUGAUGACGGAUUUGAGGAAUGGAUUGAUCUUCAAAAAGAGAAAUUUAAACUUUUGCUUCUCCGCAGCGAGGUUCCUGGCAAGGGAAAACCUAAAAAAUCAUCUACUGGUGACAAAUCUGCACAUAAAAGAAAAGCCGAUCUUCUUAUAGAUGAUGAUAGCUCUGUAGACAUCAUGGGGGACACGGAGCCCAUUAUAUCAUAUUUGGCUCGUUCUGCUCGUGCGAAAUCUUUGCCUAAUCCUUUGAAAAAACAGAAAACUAUGCGAGUGCUUCUCCCCAUGGUCUCCCCAUCUUUGUCUGAUAAAACUGAUAAUGCAAAUAAAGAUGCUGGUUUCUCGGAAAGAGGUAGAAGUAAGCUGGAUUAUGAUUCUGGAGUACCAGAUAGUUCAAUUGUUGGUGGAAGGCUUAAUGAUUCUCUAGUGGCAGCUCCUACUAGCUCCCAAAUAAGAGUGUAUGUGAGGAGGCGUUCCUACAAGCAAGAUGAGAGAUUCGUAUCGCAGCCGAUUUAUGAUGAAGGUUUAGUUGUUGGUGGAAGGCUUGAUGAUUCUCUAGUGGCAUCUCCUAGUAGCUCCCAAACUAGAGUGUAUGUCAGGAGGCGUUCCAACAAUCAAGGUGAGAGAUUCUUAUUGCGGCUGAUUCAUGAUGAAGGUAAGCAAAGACUGAGUGACGCAGUGUUAGGAACGAAACGAUUGAUAUGCUUAUCUGCAAUUCCUUCCCUUGAGUAUUCAAUUGGAACAUGGGAUCUUCGAUUGUCUCACUCUGUAUUGAUUCUACAACAUGGAGUAAUGGUGACUACGUCACCUGCUGUAAUUUUGGAGAUGCUCUUUGUUGAUAAUGUUUUCGGGUUGAGGUUUUUCUUGUUCCAAGGCUGCCUGAAGCAGGCUGUAGUCUUUGUCUCCCUCAUCCUGACAGUGUUCAAUCAACCUAAUGAAAGUUGGAAUGAUGAUGCAGAAUUACCUGUAACCUCUAUAGGCGUCAGAGUUUCUAGUGUUCAAGAUAUAAAAAAGCGGCAAGUGAUUGAAUUUAACAGUUUCUCUAAACUGAAAAAUUCUGAGUGGCUCUACCUAGACUCUAAGCUGCUGCGGCGUUGUCUGCUCAUUAAGCAACUACCUGUCUAUGAAUGCACAUAUAGUAAUAUUAAGGCACUUGAAUGUGGAAGCUUCCAGCUGAGCAAACCUUGUGUUGGUUUGGACAAUUCCUCGGUUGAGGGUUUGAAGAAGGAUUAUAUCAGCGGCAUUGUGUCUAUGGGUGUUUCCAGAGAAUCCUGCAAGAGGAUGGGACAAUCUAUUUUCUGGCAGGCUGUACAACAUGGAAGGCUUCCUCAAUUUGCUCUUCCGUUUGGAAACCCAGAAGAUGGCACUCAACAAAUUGUAGAGGAUCAUAUGCAAGUUGCAUCCCGCUCAGUUAGUAUUCAAGAUAUACAUGCAGAACGCAACUUCGGAACAGUGGAUCUUCAGAAUGGUAAGCCAACUAGCAGUCAAGUUACUGUAUGUAAAUCCAAUUCCAUCACCUGUGCAAGCUCCAAUCCAAGUUGUGAUUCUAGUUUUGGUGUCAUGAGUGUUGAAAUUGCACCUUUUGAUCAAGUUGACAUGCCUUACGAUGGGAGAAGACAUAAUUCCAGAGAGUGCUCUGACCUUGGUUGGAGUAUGAGUGAUGGCUUUGUUCACAGCCCCAACCCUUCUCUCCCUAGAAGUUCUUGGCAUCAUGGUAGAUACAGCUCAAGUUCUUCUCCUUUUGGAAAUCUCUCGCCUGUACGUUCCUAUGGGAAGACUAAAUCUAUGCGCAAUGACUUGGGCUGUGGACUGAAGAAGCCACCAAAUCAGGUUCAAAACGUACUGCCUUUUGCAGGUUAUGAUGAAAAACAUAGAACCAAUAACCAGAGAACUCUACCUAGCAGACGUAUCAGGAAAGCUAGUGAGAAGAGUGUAUCUGACUGUCCCUGGAGUUCCCAAAGGAAUUUCGAGUUGCAAGCAUGUGGUGCAAACCUGAUAGUCAUCGUUGGGGACAAAAGAUGGAGAGAACGUGGGGCACAUAUUGUCUUAGAACUUGCAGAUCAUAAUGAAUGGAGACUGGCUGUUAAACUCUCUGGCGUUACGAGGUAUUCAUAUAAAGUUCAACAUAAUUGGAAAGCCAGGUCAAGUCACCCCUACACACAUGCUAUGAUGUGGAAAGGGGGAAAGGACUGGCUACUGGAGUUUUCGGAUAAAAGCCAGUGGAUGCUUUUCAAAGAGUUGCAUGAAGAGUGCCACAACAGGAAUAUUCGUUCUGCUUCUGUUAAAAACAUUCCUGUCCCUGGAGUCCGGCUGAUUGAGGAAAUCGACGAUUAUGCAACUGAAGUCCCAUUUGUUCAGAAUUCUUCAAAGUACUUCCACCAGGCUCAAACUGACUUGGAAAUGGCAAUGGAUCACUCACAUAUCUUAUACGAUAUAGAUAGCGAAGACGAACAGUGGUUGAUGUCCAAAAAAUCAUCUUCUUGCCCUGAUGAGAAUAGUUUCGAAGAUAUAUCUGAUGAAUCAUUUGAGAAGAUGAUGGAUAUGCUAGAGAAAUUUUCAUAUGCUGAACAUCGUUCACACUUCACACUUGAUGAAAUUGAGGACCUAAUGGUUGGCAUAGGGUCCGUGGAAGUAACUAUAGUCAUUUAUGAGCACUGGCGACAAAAGAGGGAGAGAAAAGGCAUGCCUUUAGUGCGACAACUCCAGCCCCCUCUUUGGGAGAGAUAUCAAAAGGAGCUGAAAGAGUGGGAACUUGCUGUCGCCAGAGGUAGCAAUGCCGUAUUAGUUGGUAACCCAGAGAAGGCAUCCCCUCCAGAGAAACCACCAAUGUUUGCUUUCUGUCUAAAGCCAAGAGGUCUAGACGUUCCCAAAAAGCGUUCAAAACAACGGUCAAAGAGGAAAUUUUCAGUUUCUGGAUACAAUCAUAUUAUCUCCUCAGGGAGAAGAUCAAAUAGUGUGGCUCUUGGGGAUAACAAGGUUGAGUCUCCGCACAAUGUUGCUGAGUCUAUUAAUGCUUUGUCGUCACCCCAGACUACAAAAAGGGUACUGCCUCGACGAGAGGCUGGUAGACUUGGACGUUUCUCAUUGAGCAACGACAUGGUUGAGUGGGAUUUUCGUCCUAAAACUUUCAAGACAAAGACGAAGAAGAUCCAGUCAUUUUCAUCCUUUAAUAAGCAAAUGAUAGCUUCACACAGCCAAAGAUCAGCAGGGAACAGAAAUGGUUUACCUGUGGAGCCAAAUCAGAAACAUCAAUAUUUUGAAGGAUCCCACAAUCUUGGGGUGGAGCCACUGGAUGCAUCUAGUGCGGCACAACAUUUACAUGAUAUAGCUGAGCUCAAGAGAGAGAAGGCUAACAGAUUGUUCUAUCAAGCCGAUUUAUUUAUGCACAAAGCUGCAGUUGCUCUCUUGAAAGCAGAUGUAGUCAAAGCUGCUGAUGAAAACUCAAAGGGCAAUGGUUAA
This is a messenger RNA of Fraxinus pennsylvanica, 5022 nucleotides long. The record is from the annotation of a GenBank genome assembly. Lineage: Eukaryota; Viridiplantae; Streptophyta; Magnoliopsida; Lamiales; Oleaceae.